AUGCAACCUCCGUCGGCUGCGCCGGCCUCGCCGGCCCCAUCGGCCCACACGGCUACUCCCAGUACUAAAGCUUCUUCGAGAGGGGGCAUGGCCUCUCGUCUGUCUCGCAUGUUCUCCAGCUCGGGCAAACAUGCCUUGACCCGGGACCAUGAUCCCAAUCGUGAUCUUUCCGACAGCAGCACUGAGAGCAUCCAGCCGCAGAACAAAGAAAAACCCACUUCCAAACCCUCAUCCCGCGCAAACUCACAGCCUUCCUCUCGCGCUCCUUCUCGUCAGCCCUCAUUAAAGAAUGAGCCCAUUGAUGGCCAGAAGAAGAAACCCGCCAGUACCAAAGACCAGAAAGACGGCGCUCAGCCACACAAACGAUUCGAGGCGCUAUCCGAUGGAACCGGCUCCCACGUUCACCACCUUCGCAGUGCCCGUCGCCAGGAGAAACUCACCGAUCUCCUACGAGACAUGCUUGGCGGAGGCAGAAAGAAGGGCGAGGAGCACGCGGAUGAGCAGCAGUUGUCUUUGAUGUCGACCUGGAUUGACCAGUUCAAGAGUGAACGUGACAAGCUGGCGUCUGACAAGAAGUGCGGACCGAACGCGACCGCUUCCCUGGUCGACAAGUACGGCAAGUGCCAGGAAGUCGUGGGUCGAGGAGCCUUUGGUAUUGUCCGAAUCUCCCACAAGGUCGACCCAACGGACUCAAAAUGCGAACAACUCUACGCCGUCAAGGAGUUCCGUCGCCGACCCCAGGAGACCGCCAAGCGAUAUCAAAAGCGCCUCACUUCGGAGUUCUGCAUCUCCUCAUCCCUCCGCCACCCCAAUGUCAUUCACACGCUCGAUCUGCUGCAAGACGCCAAGGGUGAUUACUGUGAAGUCAUGGAAUACUGUGCAGGUGGCGAUCUGUACACACUGAUCCUGGCCGCCGGCAAGCUGGAAGUCGCGGAAGCCGACUGUUUCUUCAAGCAGUUGAUGCGCGGCGUCGAGUAUAUGCACGAGAUGGGUGUUGCGCAUCGCGACCUGAAGCCCGAGAAUCUGCUGCUUACUACACACGGUGCCUUGAAGAUCACCGACUUUGGCAACGGCGAGUGCUUCCGUAUGGCAUGGGAGAAAGAAGCUCACAUGACCGCCGGCCUGUGCGGCUCCGCCCCAUAUAUCGCCCCCGAAGAAUACAUCGAGAAGGAGUUCGACCCCCGCGCCGUCGAUCUCUGGGCCACCGGUGUGAUCUACAUGGCUAUGAGAACCGGUCGACACCUGUGGCGGGUGGCGAACAAGGACGAAGAUGAAUUCUACCAGCGCUACCUGGAGGGUCGAAAGCAUGAAGAUGGUUAUGCACCAAUUGAGACAUUGCAUCGGGUAAGCAUCUCCGUUGCUCAUAGCAUGCAGAUCCCAUCCACCGGGUGGAACCGUUAUACUGACUCUCCGCUCUUCUUCCCCUGGUUUAGGCUCGUUGUCGAAAUGUUAUAUACUCCAUCUUGGAUCCCAAUCCAUCUCGCCGCAUCAACGCCUCACAAGUACUCAAGUCUGAGUGGGUCCGCCAAAUAA
Messenger RNA from Penicillium oxalicum, 1533 nucleotides. RefSeq names its product serine/threonine protein kinase SAT4. Gene Ontology annotation, molecular function: ATP binding; protein serine/threonine kinase activity. Bases 1 to 1533 code for a protein of 510 amino acids. NCBI's taxonomy places the organism in Eukaryota, Fungi, Ascomycota, Eurotiomycetes, Eurotiales, Aspergillaceae. Gene Ontology annotation, biological process: intracellular signal transduction; intracellular monoatomic cation homeostasis; protein phosphorylation. The record is from RefSeq and is a predicted model, not a curated record. The transcript has a single exon.